This is a messenger RNA of Aspergillus niger, 717 nucleotides long. RefSeq lists its product as uncharacterized. The record is from RefSeq and is a predicted model, not a curated record. Gene Ontology annotation, biological process: mRNA cis splicing, via spliceosome. NCBI's taxonomy places the organism in Eukaryota, Fungi, Ascomycota, Eurotiomycetes, Eurotiales, Aspergillaceae. Bases 1 to 717 code for a protein of 238 amino acids. Gene Ontology annotation, molecular function: RNA binding. Gene Ontology annotation, cellular component: catalytic step 2 spliceosome. The transcript has 7 exons.
AUGACUACGGCUCACAGGCCCACGUUCGAUCCCGCACAAGGAAAGGAGGCCCUCCGCGGCCCUGCGUACCACCAGCGUCUUCUCCCGGCUUAUACGCACCUGAAGACACGUCAAUUCGGUCAGGGUAGUGAAGUCGAAACCCAGCAACGCGAUCUGCGCGCCGAGCUGCUCCAGGCGGAGGCUGCUCAUUUCGCCAAGAAGAACGGAGUUCCCGUGGACGAGCCUAAAGUCGAGACCGCCACACCCAAGCGCCAGUUGGAAGGUGGUUCACCCGGCGGUGAUGCAGGGACAGAGGAAGAAGAUCCAGAAGCCAAACGACGACGAAUACUAGAGGAGACUCGAGAUAUAGAUGCAGAUUCCGAUGAAUCGGAGGAGGAUAGCAGUGAAGAUGAAAGUGACGAUGAAGAGGACGAAGCUGCUGAAUUGAUGCGCGAGCUGGAGAAAAUUAAGAAAGAGAGGCUCGAGCAGAAGGAGAAAGAGGAACGCGAGCGUGCUGCGCAAGAAGAGGAGCAGCGCGAGGUCGAUAUCGCUCGAGGAAACCCGCUGCUUAAUCCUCAAGACUUCAAUGUGAAGCGGAGAUGGGACGAUGAUGUUGUGUUCAAGAACCAGGCCCGUGGUACAGAAGACAAGAGGGGCAAAGAGUUUGUUAACGAUCUGUUGCGAUCGGACUUCCACAAGAGAUUCAUGGUGAGUUGGUACUGUUGCAAGAGUCAAUGA